AAUGGUACCCAAAGAAAUUCCCAAUCCCGGGAAGGAGGCUGGAACCCUUGCCCUAGAACUUGACUCUGACCCUGAGCUAAAGGUGGGGAAAUGGAUUGCAUGGCUGUAGACAUGAUCACGGGGGUGGUGUUCCUAUAGACGGAGCGACUGUCGGCCGAUCAGAUCAAGGAAUACAAGGGCGUCUUCGAGAUGUUUGAUGAGGAGGGAAAUGGACUGGUGAAGACAAGUGAGCUGGAACGGCUGAUGAGCCUGCUGGGCAUUAACCCCACCAAGAGCGAACUGGGGAGUAUGGCCAAGGAAGUGGACAAAGACAACAAAGGCACCUUUAACUGUGAUGGGUUCUUGUCACUGAUGGGCAUUUAUCACGAGAAGGCCAAAAACCAGGAUGUGGAGCUGAGAGCAGCGUUCAAGGUCUUUGACAAGGAUGCCAAAGGUUACAUAGACUGGGACACACUCAAGUAUGUGCUCAUGAAUGCCGGGGAGCCUCUUAAUGAGGUGGAGGCUGAGCAGAUGAUGAAGGAGGCUGACAAAGACGGAGAUGGAACCAUUGAUUAUGAAGAGUUUGUGGCCAUGAUGACUGGAGAAUCCUUUAAGCUGGUCCAAUAGGAAUGGAUGGAGGAUGCGAGUUCUGAUUGGUCAACACAGCACCUUCCCCACAAGCCCGCUGAAUAAAUUUUCUUUAUAAAGACUUUCUUUCGAGCCUCAGAAAUCCCCUGCUGUACCCCCCCCUCUCCUUUCUCAGAUCCUCUGCUCUGACCAUUCCACUCCUGUCUGCUAACAUCUCUCCUGCAGACCCAGCUCUGGGGGAGCCAGGGGGAAGCCCCAUGGGUCACAGGUGCUUAGGCAACCGCCCUC
This is a messenger RNA of Antechinus flavipes (yellow-footed antechinus), 855 nucleotides long. RefSeq names its product calmodulin like 6 (gene CALML6). The coding region runs from base 190 to 606 and encodes 138 amino acids. Gene Ontology annotation, molecular function: enzyme regulator activity; calcium ion binding. The transcript has 4 exons. Lineage: Eukaryota; Metazoa; Chordata; Mammalia; Dasyuromorphia; Dasyuridae. The record is from RefSeq and is a predicted model, not a curated record.